This is a messenger RNA of Tribolium madens (black flour beetle), 929 nucleotides long. It is a transcript of the gene Hsc20, whose product is annotated as iron-sulfur cluster co-chaperone protein HscB. Lineage: Eukaryota; Metazoa; Arthropoda; Insecta; Coleoptera; Tenebrionidae. Gene Ontology annotation, molecular function: protein-folding chaperone binding; ATPase activator activity. The record is from RefSeq and is a predicted model, not a curated record. Gene Ontology annotation, biological process: [2Fe-2S] cluster assembly; protein complex oligomerization. Bases 49 to 783 code for a protein of 244 amino acids. Gene Ontology annotation, cellular component: mitochondrion. The transcript has 3 exons.
AUGAGAGCUUAACCUCAAAUGUCACAAAGUGCCUAAGACGAUAUUAAAAUGUCCUUACGCACUCUCUUAUUGCGACAAUUACCCAGAACUUUUUACCAUACUUACAGACACCAUCCCGUUGUGCCAACAUUACAACCACCCCCACAUAACCUCAAUCUGUGCCCCAAACGAUUUAAACACAAAGCAAUAAAGUGUUGGCAGUGUGGAAUCGAACGCAAAAACCCUGGUGAACUCUUUUGUGAACAGUGCAGUUUUAUACAAUCUCCUCCAGAGAAAGACAAUUAUUUUAAAGUAUUUGAACUUGAGGAAAAAUUUGCUAUUGAUCAGAAGCUUCUCACGUCGAAAUACCGUCAAAUGCAGAGUGUUUUACACCCCGAUAAGUUUUCAAACAAGUCAGACACUGAGAAGGAUAUUUCAGCUGAAUUUUCAUCUCUUGUUAAUAAAGCUUACAACACCUUACAAACACCUCUUAAACGUGCAAUACACUUAUUACAUCUUAAAGGAGGGGUGAUUGAAGAAGAUCAACGAGUGGAAGAUCCAGAAUUUUUAAUGGAAAUAAUGAAAUUAAAUGAAGAAGUCGAAAAUGCUGAUUCUGACGAUAAAUUGAAGAAACUGAAACUGAAAAACGACUCAGAACUUGCUAAAAUCGCAGACGAAAUUAACAAGUGUUUCGAGACCAAUGAAAUAAACAAAGCGAAGGAAAAUAUAAUUAAAAUGAAAUAUUUUAACAGUGUUAGUCUGCAUAUAAACAAUUUAAUCCGAGAAAAGGGAAUCACCGAAUAAUUUGUGAUCUCGUCCUUGCUUUAGCUCCUAGUUUCGUUAAGUUGGUAGUUUUGUCACGAAAUUGUCAAUUGUCAAUAAUUUUUUCCAAAGAAAAAAAAAGUUGUUUUUGUCGAUUUCUUGUGGCAAUUGAGCAACAAUGGUUAAGC